UUUUUUUUCCUCUCUUUCUUUCUCUUUCCCUUUCUCCCUUUUCUCAAGGACACACAAACGUAGCCCCCCUCCCCCUUUUUCUUUCUUUCUCUGUCUGUUCUUUUUCUUUUUCUUUUUAAAUCCUUCGUAACGCGUUUCGCUCGUUGCGACUUGGCCGAUUUACGACCUCAACAGACAGGACUACUCAGCCAUGGGCGACGCAAGCAAUGUCAGCCUUGAUUCCAUUAUCGAGCGACUGCUCGAAGUGAGGGGCUCGCGACCUGGAAAGCAAGUGCAGCUUGGAGAGAAUGAAAUCAAGUUCUUGUGUACAGAAGCUCGUCAGAUCUUCAUCAAUCAGCCCAUCCUGCUUGAACUUGAGGCACCCAUCAAGAUCUGUGGUGACAUUCAUGGCCAGUACUAUGAUCUCCUUCGACUUUUUGAGUACGGUGGGUUCCCGCCAGAGGCCAAUUAUUUGUUCCUAGGUGAUUAUGUCGACCGAGGCAAACAAUCACUCGAGACCAUUUGCUUGCUCCUGGCAUACAAGAUCAAGUAUCCAGAAAAUUUCUUCAUUCUCCGCGGAAAUCAUGAGUGUGCCAGCAUCAACCGGAUCUAUGGAUUCUACGACGAGUGCAAACGUCGGUACAACAUCAAACUCUGGAAGACCUUCACAGAUUGCUUCAACUGUCUACCAGUCGCUGCGAUCGUUGAUGAAAAGAUUUUUUGCAUGCACGGAGGAUUAUCGCCUGACCUGCUAAACAUGGAGCAGAUCCGAAGAGUGAUGAGGCCCACAGAUGUACCGGACACUGGAUUGCUCUGUGAUCUACUUUGGUCAGAUCCUGACAAAGAUAUUACUGGAUGGAGCGAGAAUGACCGAGGUGUCUCUUUUACAUUUGGACCAGAUGUCGUAACCAGAUUCUUACAGAAACAUGAUAUGGAUCUGAUCUGCCGCGCUCAUCAGGUAGUUGAAGAUGGCUACGAGUUCUUUGCAAAGAGACAGCUAGUAACCUUGUUCUCAGCACCCAACUACUGUGGCGAGUUUGAUAAUGCAGGAGCCAUGAUGAGUGUUGAUGAUACACUGAUGUGUUCUUUCCAGAUCCUGAAGCCAGCUGAAAAGAAGCAAAAGUACUCAUACGGUGGGGGAUUGGGAUCAGGACGGCCCGUGACGCCACCAAGAGGAAAGAAAAAGAAGGAGAUGUCGAAGGUCACUUAAAUGGUUCAGACCUCUUCCUCUUUAGGUUGUGUAUCAAUUAAAAAAAA
Lobosporangium transversale is the source of this 1236-nucleotide messenger RNA. RefSeq names its product protein phosphatase type 1. NCBI's taxonomy places the organism in Eukaryota, Fungi, Mortierellomycota, Mortierellomycetes, Mortierellales, Mortierellaceae. Gene Ontology annotation, molecular function: protein serine/threonine phosphatase activity. Gene Ontology annotation, cellular component: nucleus; cytoplasm. The record is from RefSeq and is a predicted model, not a curated record. Bases 191 to 1189 code for a protein of 332 amino acids. The transcript has 5 exons.